Messenger RNA from Betta splendens (Siamese fighting fish), 4336 nucleotides. RefSeq names its product NLR family CARD domain-containing protein 3-like. The transcript has 11 exons. NCBI's taxonomy places the organism in Eukaryota, Metazoa, Chordata, Actinopteri, Anabantiformes, Osphronemidae. The record is from RefSeq and is a predicted model, not a curated record. The coding region runs from base 214 to 3468 and encodes 1084 amino acids. Gene Ontology annotation, molecular function: protein binding.
GUGUUUUUUCUACACAGUUGCACCUUCGACAAGGCGUCGAAACGAAAACGAAAACAAGCAGAUAUGCGUUCAGAACCGAAGCAAACUACUAAAGGUAAAGACUCUGGUAACAGUUCACCUGUGUCAGGUGAGGAGUGGCAGGUCGUCUUCUUCUGUUCUGCAAAACAACUGUAUGAAGUGUGUAUGAGCUGACGUGGAUCUGAAUCCAGCAACAUGAAUCAGUGUGAGGAUAGAGGGAAGGGAGCCCCUCCUUAUAAAAACAAACAAAAGAGGAAGAUCAAAAAAAAAUCUCGGAGGUCCCAUCAGAGACAAGAAUCUGUUGAGCCUGAUCCUGGACCUGAACCAAGCCUGGUGUCCAUUAAGAGCAACCUGUCAAGGGAUGCUAUUAUUGAUUUUAAGGACCAACCUGUAUCAGAGCCAAAAGUGGACCUGCAGAGCUCAGAGGUUCCCAGUGAUCAGUCUGUCCAGCAGCACCAAACACACCUGGACUCCAUAUUUAUGCUACUGGAGGAAAACAUUGUCACGUUUGUGAAGAAGGAACUGAAGAAGAUCCAGAAGGUUCUGAGUCCAGAUUACCCAGAAUGCUUAGAGAGUCAGAGGGAGGAUGAGGAGGAGUUAGAUGGUGAGGAUGAAGAGCAGAGGAGGAGCAGCAGAGACGCAUUUCUGAAGAUCACACUGAACUUCCUGAGGAGGAUGAAGCAGGAGGAGCUGGCUGACUGUCUGCAGAACGGAACCUCUGCUGCAGUUUGCCAGCAUCAACUUAAAUCUCAGCUGAAGCAGAAGUUCCAGUGUGUCUUUGAAGGCAUCUCUAAAGCCGGAACCCCAACUCUUCUGAACCAGGUCUACACAGAGCUCUACAUCACAGAAGGAGGAACUGGAGAGGUCAACGAUGAACAUGAGGUCAGACCGAUCGAAACAGCCUCCAGGAAACCAGUCAGACCAGAAACAACCAUCAGACCAGAAGACAUCUUUAAAGGCUCAGCAGAAAGAGAUGGAGCCAUCAGAACAGUGAUGACAAAGGGAGUGGCUGGCAUUGGGAAAACAGUCCUAACACAGAAGUUCACUCUGGACUGGGCUGAAGACAAAACCAACCAGGACAUACACUUCACAUUUCCAUUCACCUUCAGAGAGCUGAAUGUGCUGAAAGAGCAAAAGUUCAGCUUGGUGGAACUUGUUCAUCACUUCUUCACUGAAACCAAAGCAGCAGGAAUCUGCAGGUUUGAUCAGUUCCAAGUUGUUUUCAUCUUGGACGGUCUGGAUGAGUGUCGAUUUCCUCUGGACUUCAACAAGACUAAAACCCUGACUGAUGUCACAGAGUCCACCUCAGUGGAUGUGCUGCUGACAAACCUGAUCAGGAGGAACCUGCUUCCCUCUGCUCGCCUCUGGAUCACCACACGACCUGCAGCAGCCAAUCAGAUCCCUCCUGGCUGUGUUGACAUGGUGACAGAUGUCAGAGGGUUCACUGACCCACAGAAGGACGAGUACUUCAGGAAGAGGUUCACAGAUGAGCAGCAGGCCACAACCAUCAUCUCCCACAUCAAGACGUCACCAAGCCUCCACAUCAUGUGCCACAUCCCAGUCUUUUGCUGGAUCACUGCUACGGUUCUGGAGGAUGUGCUGAAAACCAGAGAGGGAGGAGAGCUGCCCAAGACCCUGACUGAGAUGUACAUCCACUUCCUGGUGGUUCAGACCAAAGUGAAGAACAUCAAGUAUGAUGGAGGAGCUGAGACAGAUCCACACUGGAGUCCAGAGAACAGGAAGAUGAUUGAGUCACUGGGAAAACUGGCUUUUAAGCAGCUGCAGAAAGGAAACCUGAUCUUCUAUGAAUCAGACCUGACAGAGUGUGGCAUCGAUAUCACAGCAGCCUCAGUUUACUCAGGAGUGUUCACACAGAUCUUUAUAGAGCAGAGAGGACUGUACCAGGACAAGGUGUUCUGCUUCGUCCAUCUGAGUGUUCAGGAGUUUCUAGCUGCUCUUCAUGUCCAUCUGACCUUCAUCAACUCCGGAGUCAAUGUGCUGUCAGAACAACAAUCAAUAGUCCAGACGUCUGAAACAAGAAUAGAAAAAUAUACAGAGACACAGUUCUACAAUGAUGCUGUGGACGAGGCCUUACAGAGUCCAAAUGGACACCUGGACUUGUUCCUUCGUUUCCUCCUGGGUUUUUCACUGCAGACUAAUCAGACUCUCCUACAAGGUCUGAUGACACAGACAAGAUGUGACUCAAAGACCAAUCCGGAAACAGUUCAGUACAUCAAAAAGAAGAUCAAAGAGUCACCAUCUGCUGAGAAAAGCAUCAACCUGUUCCACUGUCUGAAUGAACUGAAUGACUGUUCUCUAGUGGAGCAGAUCCAACAGUAUCUGGAGCCAGGAGGUCUAACUACAUUUAAACUCUCUGCUGUUCAGUGGUCAGCUCUGGUCUUCAUGUUGGUGUCAUCAGGAGAAGAACUGGACGUGUUUGAUCCAGUAAAGUACUCUUCAAGCUUUUCAGAGAAGGAUCUUCUGUUUGUACUGGGAGUGGUCAGAGUCUCCAAAAAAGUUCUACUGAAAAGGUGUGGCCUAUCAGAGAGAAGCUGUGAAGCUCUGUCCUCAGUUCUCAGCUCUCAGUCCUCUAGUCUGAGAGAACUGGACCUGAGUAACAACGACCUGCAGGAUUCAGGAGUGAAGUUAUUGUCUGAUGGACUGAAGAGUCCUCACUGUCAGCUGGAGACUCUCAGGCUGUCAGGUUGUCUGGUCACAGAGGAAGGCUGUGCUUCUCUGGUCUCAGCUCUGAGCUCCAACCCCUCCCAUCUGAGAGAGCUGGACCUGAGCUACAAUCAUCCAGGAGACUUAGGAGAGAAGCUGCUGUUUGCUGGACUGGAGGAUCCACACUGGAGACUGGACACUCUCAGGGUGAAGCCUGGUGGAGUCCGAUGGUUGACACCAGGCCUGAGGAAGUAUUUCUGUCAACUCACAAUCGACACAAACACAGUGAACAGAGAACUACAACUGUUUGACAACAACAGGAAGAUGAUACGUGUGAAGGAGGAUCGGCCAUAUCCAGAUCAUCCAGACAGAUUUGACUGGUCACGGAUUCAGCUGCUGUGUAGUAAUGGUCUGACUGGUCGCUGUUACUGGGAAGUUGAGUGGAGAGGAAGGGUUUAUAUAUCAGUGAGUUACAAAGGAAUCAAAAGGAGAGGAAACGCUAAAGACUGUUGGUUUGGGCACAACAAUCAGUCCUGGAGUCUUUUCUGCUCCAGUGAUUUUUACUCUGUUUGGCACAAUAACAUAGAAACACCCAUCCCCUCCUCCUUUGUGUCUAACAGAGUAGCAGUGUAUGUGGACUGUCCUGCUGGUUCUCUGUCUUUCUACAGAGUCUCCUCUGACAAACUGAUCCACCUUCACACCUUCAGCACCAGAUUCACUGAACCCCUUUAUCCUGGGUUUGGGUUUUGGUCUCCUGGUUCCUCAGUGUCUCUGGGUGCUGUCUAGUAGUGAGAGUGUGAUGUUGCCAGAAAAACUUUGUCAAUGUUGAACAUAGUUUAGUUUGUUCAUGUCUGUCUCAUUUUCAGAUUUAUGUAAUACUGUAAGUUAGUUUCUUUCUGAGACAGUUCUGUAACAACCCAGCCCUCCAGCCCUUGGAGGCACUGGGGUCUGUUUUCGUCUGGUGUUUGCUUGGGUGUAUCUAAUUUUUACUGUUGUGUCUUUGUACUAGUGUGUAAGUUACCCACUUGAAGUGUGCAGCGUCUUUUGUUUUUGAAUAUUCAGAAUUUAGUCAUUUAAUUUUACCAAAUCUAUUUGUGAUUGUUUCAUUGUUUUCAGAAUUUUGUCCUUAUUUUGCAGUGAUUUUUUUUGCAGUGGUUCUAUUGCUUUACAUUGUUCUGUUUGGUACCCACUGUCUGCAUUGUCUGUAUUAUGUGUCUUGUUUUUAAUUGAAAUCCUUGUAUUGCAUGUUGUGUCCUCUUUCAGUCCUCUAAAAAUGGAGGCUCUGAUUAUUCUAGACUGAAAUGUUGAUGACUUGUUGUAAAGUCGUUUCCAGUGAAUACCAGGAUGUUUUUCUCUCUCUGAAGCUCAGUUCAACACAAGGGACAAACUGUGAUAUCAGAGAAGAAUCACUGGGCGAAUUAGUGAGAAGCUUCCAGAUGUUCAGAGAUGAUUGUUGAAUUUAAUGUUUUGAUCAAUUGCUCAUUUCCUACUAAUUUUUAUUAUUAGUUUUGUGGUAAAGGAGAUGUGUCCCUUUGUGCUGUGCCUUCAGGUUGUUCUUUUUUUCUCCUCUUCUGGUACUUAAAGGUCCAGUGGUUUUCUUUUUUUUGUACACCCUGGUGUUUCCAUUUAUUAGUAAACACUAAGUAUUACUUGA